AUGCCUGAAAACAAUGCAGUGAUAGGCCUUUCAUGGGAACCUAAACUACCUGGAUUUUCAUCUACAUCCACUUCGACAUCUGGCUCUGCCAAAACCAAGAAUUCCUCCUCCAAUAAUGCUGAAACCAGUGCCCUCUACAAGCCCAGUUCGGAUCUCAUUGACGGUCUCUUUGUUCCUCCUAACGACCCCAAAAAGCUCAAAAAAUUGUUAAAGAAACAAAUUAAAGACACUGCUGGGAAAAACUGGUUUGAUAUGCCCGCCCCAGUUCUCACGCCGGAGCUGAAGAAAGAUCUUCAGCUGUUGAAGUUGAGGAGUGCCAUAGAUCCAAAGAGGCAUUAUAAGAAGGGCGACUCAAAAUCAAAAACACUUCCCAAGUAUUUCCAGGUUGGGACUGUGAUUGAAUCGGCAGAAGACUUCUACACUGGUAGACUUACUAAGAAGGAGAGAAAAGCAACCCUUGCUGAUGAGCUGCUUUCUGAUCAUAAACUUGGCAUAUAUAGGAAACGCAAGGUCCGAGAGAUUGAAGAAGUGAACCGACCAGGUGGGGUAGCCAAGUGGAAGAGAAGUGGCGGCAAACGAUACAAGCAUGCAAUAGCUGGAAGGAAAAAAGGGCACUGA
Molecule: messenger RNA, 618 nt
Organism: Fraxinus pennsylvanica
Lineage: Eukaryota; Viridiplantae; Streptophyta; Magnoliopsida; Lamiales; Oleaceae
Source: the annotation of a GenBank genome assembly